CCAGGAGGACAGAGCAUCAAUUGGCAGGGACCACAGCUUCCUCUUGGCUUUUUAAGCCUCUCUCUUCGGAUUCAACCCAGUCACCGGCUGGCUUACUUUAGAAAUGGACUCAAUUUAGAGGUAGAGGGGAUAUGAAAGAUGUCUCGCUGUGAGGAGGCAUAGGCGACUUAUUAAAACAGCAGGUUAAAACCCUUGGACUUGAGCCAAAUAGGAUCUCACCCUGUCGACCGGAUUUGGAGAAAUUUGGAUUUACUUGUUGAGAUGCUUUCCCCUUUUGAUCUCUGUGACUGGUGAGUGACUUCAGCCAGUCCUGCAACCUUUGAUUGGCGUCAGUUUGUAUGCUUGACUGAAUAGCAGACUUAUACAAGUUGCAUAUCCUUUGAGUCUGCCGUUUGGGACUGAAUGUGGACAUGCAGGGGCACUUAGUAGACUCCACGUUAAUAGAUGUUGUCAUUGACAUGAACAUGAUGGAGUUUCCGCAAAAGUUCGCAUCGGAGGCCAAACGGCAGGUUGAUGAUGACGCAUCCAGCCCGGACACCCAGACGCGGCUGAGCGACUCGCCCUGGAGCGACAUGGAGGACGACGAGCAUGAAUUGAGAUACUGCAGCGCGCACGGCCAUCACAGCAAGUCCAAACGGAGGCGGAUCAUCAACGUGGUCCAGCGGCAGGCGGCCAAUGUGCGGGAGAGGAAGAGGAUGUUUAGCCUGAAUGAGGCGUUUGAUGAACUGAGGAGGAAAGUUCCCACAUUCGCCUACGAGAAGAGACUGUCCCGUAUAGACACACUCCGGCUGGCCAUCGUCUACAUCUCCUUCAUGACGGACCUGCUGGAGAACACCUGAAGUGUCCAAUAUUAACUUUUUCCCCUGGAGAUUGGAUUCAGUUUAAUACGGAAAUGGUGGUGAACUGAUCUUAAUGUGCAUUCAUUUCAGCUUUAUUCAAACUAUACAAGAUACGACAAAUACAUAUUUAAAAACUAGGCAGUCUUUCUUAUUUACAACGUCUCAGCAAUAUCCCUUAUGUCAAAAACGUUUAUCGGUGACAUCUUUUUUUUAAAUUUAUUUUAAAGACAACAAUUAUAAAACCAGCACAACCUAAGAGUUCCAAAUUCCAAAUAUUUCACUAAGCCUAAUAUAUGUGAGUGACUUUUUGCUGCUUAAAAAUAAAUCUAAAUGCUCGUAUUGCUUCGGUGUUCUUUGCGCUGCAACAUUAAGAAAACAAGUGAAUUGUGUUUAAACUCUAAUGCAGGGGUGGGGAACCUCCGGCCCAU
Gymnodraco acuticeps is the source of this 1267-nucleotide messenger RNA. RefSeq names its product fer3-like protein (gene ferd3l). The transcript has a single exon. Gene Ontology annotation, molecular function: RNA polymerase II transcription regulatory region sequence-specific DNA binding; protein dimerization activity; DNA-binding transcription factor activity, RNA polymerase II-specific. Gene Ontology annotation, biological process: regulation of transcription by RNA polymerase II; developmental process. Bases 411 to 839 code for a protein of 142 amino acids. The record is from RefSeq and is a predicted model, not a curated record. NCBI's taxonomy places the organism in Eukaryota, Metazoa, Chordata, Actinopteri, Perciformes, Bathydraconidae.